AUGGAGACCCAGGUAAAUGUCAAAUGGUUUAAACACAGAUUGACUACUUUACACUAAACAUAUCUACAGUGCUAAAGGCGUUUCCACGGUUACUUUUCUUACACUGCAGGGUUAUUCACUAAAGUUAGAAUUCAAAGUAAUUUCAAAUUAAAGGUCAAAAUAGCCUAACUAGAAAAAAAAAUCUCUAAAUCUGCUCCUCCCUUCGACAUUUCCACAAAAUGACAUAGAAAGUACAAUAAUGAAAAAAAAAUAGUAAGGUGUGCAAAGUGCCUAUGUGAAGUCAUCGCAAUAGUAAAUAAUAAUAUACUUCCCCUUAUAUCUCCUUCAAGAGUAUCGAUAUACAGCCCUUUUUUUUUUUUUUUACUUUAUAAAGAUGCUGGAGUGAUAUAUCCAUACAGUGAGAACUGAAAGAAAAUAUCAUAGAGUAAUAUCUGAUACAGAAAAUGAUAGGUUGUGAUUAAACCCACUUGAAUGGUGUUGAGCUGUAUACAGGGUAUGUACGAAGCAUUGUUGAUGCUUCUUCAGUCCAUCUCUGUACACUAACCACCUCAACCUUCUUCGUGGGCUGAAGUGGUUAUGCCACACAGAUGGACUGUAAAAUCGGCAAAAUACACAGUGAAUGAUACACCAUGAUUUUGUUUCUUUCUGUCUUCUAAUAUAUAAUAUAUUCAUUGUAUUGAUAUAUUAUCCCAGCAUCUUGAUAAAGUGUAUUAAAAGGUGUUGUAUGUUGAAACUCCUGAAGAAAUUAAAAAGGGGAAGUAUAUUAUUGUUCCUUAUUCACAUAGGCAGGUUGCACAACUUACUAUUUUUUAUUACAGUUUGACUACUUAAAGUGGCAUGGUGCCAGUGACCUCCUAGUGAUUAUGGUGCCUAGUCAGACCCUUGAAGAAAGAAACAUUGUAGCUGUUGGAAGUGUCAGGAUUGGACUCAAUAAUUGCAGCAGCCACAAUACCCCAGAUUGUAUUUAAAAAUAAAAGUUGAGCCAAGGCCAGCCUUAAGUUUUUAAUUGAACACUCUCUGGUACAAUAUCACGAAUUUCCUGACUAUAGUUGUUCAAGCUGCUCUGCUGUGGUCCAGGUACCCUGGUUUCUGGCAGGUUAGAGAUGGUGGAAUGAUGUAGGAAACAAAAGUGUCGCCGCAAUCUCUUCUCUGUUGUUUAGAACUCUGAUGAAUGAGCUGCGCUUAGUGUUUCCGAGUGCCUGUUUCCGGCCAGUAGUGAUGACGCGUGUAUUCCAUUGAAGCUGUUGCGGGAGGCGGAAGUGAGCAGUAUGUAUGCAGACACUCUCAGUGUAUUGUUGUUAGCGAGCGUCAGACAGCACGUGGGGGUUUCUCUCUGGGAAUGAGACCCUGGUGUAAAGCUCUAAGUACAUGUCAUAUGAGCUUUGUAUGGCAUAUUCAAAUCCCACCAAUAUCAGACUGGUUUGCCAUUAAAGGGACACUAUAGUAUUUGUUUUCCUGACACUAUAGUACCCUGAGGGUACCCCUACCGUGGCGCUGAAGGGGUUAAAACCCCUUCAGUAGCUCACCUAAUUCCAGCACCAGGCUCCCUUACCUCUCCUCCCCCGCCGACGUCAGCAUCCUCAUCUGACAUCACAGGAGCCGAACGUGCAUGCGCGGCACUGUGUCCAUAGGAAAGCAUUUUUCAAUGCUUUCCUACGGACGCUGUGAGUGAUUGAGGCAUAAUAUGCCUCAAUUAUUGCAGAUGUGCUUCUAGUGGCUGUCCAGAAGACAGCCACUAGAGGCUGGCUUAACCCCAAAUGUAAACAUAGCAGUUUCUCUGAAACUGCUAUGUUUGCAUCUGAAAGGUUAAAACCUGAGUGACCUGGCACCCAGACCACUUCAUUGAGCAGAAGUGGUCUGGGUGACUAUAGUGUCCCUUUAAAACAUGUUCUCUGGGUGUUGCAAUGCAGUUUAACAUAGAAGUCAGACAUGCUCAAUUGAAAUGGGCCUUAACCAACUGAACAUGUUUUGGUUUUAGAGGGACCCUCUGGGCAUCAUAACGUACUCACUAUUAAGUUCUUAUGGUAUGAGGAGGUCCCAGGUGCUGAAUGGGUUAACCUCCCCUCUUUUUUUGAUGUUUUGAACUACAGCUCCCUCAAUCCCCAGGCUAUCUGUUUCAUUAAAAGAAUCUUGGGCAUUGUAGUUCAAAACAUCUGGGGGCAGCUGGUUGUGCAGGCCUGGGUUAAAGAAUUCCAUUAACAAACCUGUGACCUCUUACUUGAGGUGGUUUAAAUUGUUUAACCCCAAAGUCUGUAUCUGCCCCUGCACUUCUUCAGAUUGUUCCAGGUUUCAAUCAGGGAUCCUUGGUCCGGGCAGCACUGAGAGCAUCAGCUGACUGAGCCUAUCACUAGCUCCCCAUUUAGAAAAAAUGAGCGAAUGAGAUACCUAACUUUCUCACUCACUAUUCUAAAUGGAUUAGCUGAUGUUCUCCAUGUUUAAGCUGUGCACGGUGUGAGGCUUCCUGAUUGAAAUCUUGAACAUGUAGAGUAAGCACAGUAGCAGACGUUUAGAUUAAAGCCAUUAACUGUUUUUAACUCCUAAGAUAAGUCAGUGCCUAUGACCUUCUUUUACCAAUAUCACUUCUUUGCAAUUACGUUGUUAUGGUGCCCAGAGAGGUCCUUUAAUUCUGAUAACAAGUGUAAACAUAUACUCACUGUAGUGUAUAUGUUGCAUCUGUCCAACAGUAAGCUGUUCAGCCGUUUACCAUGGUUUGACAACUUAAUUAGGUCCUGCCAGGCGCCUGUGCCAUAUCGGUAGCAUCUGGUCUUCUCCAGCAGACUGGGCCAUAUUGCUCUUUUGAGCAAAGUGACCUGAUGCAUGAUAGUGCUCGGCUGAUACUCAGUCAACAAUUGAGGUUUUGCUUUGUUCUAAACUUUGAAAGCUGGCUUCUUCUGGAGAGGACCAGAUAUGGCUUGGGUGUACUAACACAGUUUGACAUCUCACCAUGGGAUGGCUGCAGGGCACUCCUGGCACAAUAACCACUCCGGUGGGCUGUAAUGCACAGUGUGACUGUUCGGAGCCCCUGAUCUCAGAGCAGCACUAGAAUUUACAUACAGCCUGCUUGAGAUUAGUGAAGUUAAAGGAAAUUGUUUGGAAUUCACUCAUUUAUAUCACCGCGGUAGAUAGUGAAACUUAUAUACCAAUCCUAAUUAAUUGUUAAGCUUCACAGAAAAAAAGAACACAAACUGCAACAUCUCCUUUAUUGAAUAUUGUCCAGACUGGAGAAAGACCCAAACUGAGAUUGAGCCUGCUCACCGUUUGACACAGUAAAAAUACACACUGUGCAAUGAAAAAGUUAGCAUUUUAGUUUUUUUCUACAUGGGAUUAACCCGUUAAUGACACAUGACGGAAAUAUUCCAUUAUGAUUCCCUUUUAUUCCAGAAGUUGUGUCCUUAAGGUGUAAAGGGGAGUUACCUGCCAGACAUUAACUGGUAACGUUAAUGCAGUCCCUGUAAUGUUAGUGAUAUGCCAUGCCAGGGUCUGGGGAGACAGGGACAGUGUAAUUGUCACUCCCUAGUUCCUCUGCCAGCAUAUCACUAAUGGUAACAGCAACAAAUACCAGCUUUUCUAGGAUUGUAACUCCAUAAUCUUGGAUAGAAUGGGACAUAUGUUCUAAGAUUAAAAUAAUUCUAACUUUAAAGGGACACUCUAUGUACUGUAAGCCAUUCAUAGGCAACCUUCGGAACUCCAGAUAUUGUGGACUACAUCUCCCCUUAUGCUUUGCUGGCAUUGUGGCACAGCAUCUUAAGUGCCAAAGGUUGCUUAACCCUAUUAGGAAAAAGAAUGCCAUCAAGGAGUUCUGGAAACUUCGUAAUAGACCACAAGAUUAAAGUUGAAGUGGUUUGUGAAGCUGUUCAGAGCCAGGACAUCUUUUAUAACCUAGAUGUGUCUUUCAUUGCAUGGUAGCACCAAGGUUUAAGUGUCCUGGCCUACCCUAGAUUGAUGGGGGGUGGCACUCACAACAGCAGCUGCUGUCCUUAAUUCAAUACUUAUGUUGUUGCAUGUUUGGAGAGAAUAUGUCACUGUCCCCCUUGCUCCUUUUCCAACAUCGGUAGAAAGACUGCAUUAAUAGCAGCAGCUGCUGUUCAGAAGUAUAACUUUCACUAAUCUCAUGCAAGCUUGGACUCGUGUUUCACAGCACUGCACUAUUUGGGCCUUACUAAUUGCACAGUGUCAGUAAUACACUAUACAGUUUUUAUUAUUACCACAGUUCCCACAUUGUGCUUCUUCUGGAGAAGUAAGCAUUGAAACCAGUGUUUCUCUAUGAGAAAUACACACUUCUAUUUUUCUGAUUCAAGGCAAGUGAGGGAGCUGAAAUGCGUUGCUAAAGGCAUUUAUAAAAAAAAAAAAGUACAGAUAUUUGUCAAAAUCAACACUUUUCUAAAAAGCAGAGGGGACAUGCAGUUAAACCACUGCAUGUCCCCUUUUUUACCCCAUAUUCCCUCACAAUGUAAGCACUUAAACCGUUUGCUAACAGUCUGACCUCUUACCUGGGUUUGCUGGUAGCCUCUCCCUGCUUAAUCAAGAGCUCUGAGCUAAGCCAAAUGUAUCAGGGCUUAGCUCAGUUGAGCUAACAGAUGUUCCUUGCAAUAACAAGACUAGAGGCUGGGAACAGCACCCAAUAGACCCCAGGUAAAAAAAAUCUAAAUGUUAUCAGUUUGACUCAUUACAUUGGUUGGGGCACCUGGUCACUCUUGGCACCAUAACCACUACACCACAUUGUAGUUAUUAUAGUGUUUGGAGUAUUUCUUUAAUCAUGACUGCAAAAGUACAUCAGUAAGUUAUACUUCCUCUUUUGGCUAUGUAGAUAUUGAGAUAGCAAUUGGAGAGCUUGAUUUCCUAAACAGUGUGCCUACUUGUGCUUCCAGCAUCCUUGUGACCGCUUGAUUUCUUGCUUAUGGGUUCAAUGUUUAACUCCAAUAAUUCCUACUACACGCUUUACAUAAGGUCACUUCAAGGUAAAUACUUGCAUCAUAGAGUCAUUGAUUUAAUUGGUAUCCCUCAACAGUUAGUUACAAAGAUGAGUGGUCCCUUGAAUUAUGGUACCAUAUAGCGAAUAGUAAAAUAGAAGUUUAAACAAAAAGAUUAAAAUCUUUAAUUAAACAAGUGCCAUGCGGUAUACUAUUUUAUUAGGACAAUGAUAGAGCAGAAGUAUGUGGAUAUCAAUUGACUGCCUGGAAGCCAUCCAAUAGCUGUUUCUGUAUUUGCAGAACUCUGAACUGGUCAUUAUGCUGAGUAAUAAAAAUACCGCAAUAUCUAGAUUUCUACAUAGGAGUGGAAGGUUUAAAGAUUGCUAAUAUACUGUUGUGAGUCACCAAAAAAAUGGUUUUGCUUGUUUUUUACUGUCAUGUAUCACAGCACUGAUGUCAUUGCCUUAUUUAAUAAGGCUGAACAGCCUGCUCCUCAAAUGGAACCAUAUUGUUUGGCUUAACAACACAGGCAGAAUCGGGACAAAAAAAUCCAAGGCUAAACUAAACAUUUGCUAGCAGUAUGGCUAUCACAAUUUAUAAGAUGAAAUUUUAUUCCUUGUAAAUUGGCACCAGUUUUUCCUCAUGACAGGUGCACUUUAAAUAUAGGGUUUCAAUAAGGGCCCUGUUAAUCCAGGUUUUCCCAGCCCCUGCUGUCUGGAAGAUGUCUGUUGUGGUCAGAGGCAGAUGCUGACUGGUUUCAAAUUCACAAGCCCAAUUAUUCAUCACUUACUUUAUCAAACUGUGUGCCUAGGUUAACAUUUGCACUUGUGAGUAAUAAGUGAUUUUAACCUAGCUGGCAUUUGCUCUAUUGACUUUAUUACUUGUAUGUGUAUAUAUAUAUAUAUAUAUAUAUAUAUAUAUAUAUAUUUUAAUAUUUUCUUUACACAAUGUAUAGUAAAUAUUACACUGUUUUAUCUUUGCACUAACACAUUUAGUCAUAUUGUAUUUGAUUUUAUCUAGCGCAAAUUUGUGUGGAGUGCCAGGGUGUUUAUGAAUGUAUGGGUUGUGUACAUUUCUUUGUGAGUAUAGGGGUGCAUUUGUGUGUUUUUGCGAAUUCUAUUAAUAAAGGAAGGUGAUGGGUCAUGGUGUAUGUUGGGGGUAUAUAUAUAUAUUUUUUACAUGUGUACAUGUAUUUGUGUGAUGUGUCAGUAUGUAUGGAGUGACUUUGAAUGCAGUAGGGUAUUAAUCUUAUCUUAAUACUCAUAAUUAGAGAUCGACCGAUAUUGAUUUUCUUUCAGGCCGAUAGCUUACCGAUAUUGUGUACAUUUACCGUAUUUAUUUAUUUUUUUGCAAAUCUUUUUUUUUAUUAGCUGGUAAAUGCACAAAAUAUACAUGCCAGUCAGGUUUUUUUUUAUGUUUUCAAGAAUAUUUGUGUGUGUGUGUAGUGGAUGCAGUGAGAGUAUUUGUUUGUGUAGUGGAUGCAUUGUGUGUGUGGGUAGUGGAUGCAAUGUGUUUGUGUAGUGGAUACAGUGUGGGUAGUGGAUUCAGUGUGUGUGUGUGUGUGUGGUGAAUGCAGUGUGUUUGUGUGUAAAUAUGUGCGGAAGGACCUUCCCCACCCCUUACCUGUCUCUUAGUGCCCCCCUUAUCUGUCCCCCCAUUCCCCUUAAUGUUCCUCUCCCUUCUCUUUUAGUGCCACCCCCCAACCCCAGUGUUCCUUUUCCCUUCCCUCCCCUGUACCUUAGUGUCCUCCCUUAAUGUUCCUCUCUCCCCCCUAGUGUUCCUUACCACCCCCACCCCUUGUCCCAUAGUGUUCUACCACACCCGUCCCAUAGUGAUUCUUACCACCCCCCUUCCGUCCCUUGGUGCCCCUCUCUCUUUCCCCUCCUUGGUCCCCGGUGUGUAUCUCCCCUCCUUGGUUGCGUGGCCGAGUGGAGCAGUGCGCACCACGGUACAGGAGAUUCAGUCUCCUGUACCUGGCCUGACUGACAGGAAGUGUUCUCUUAGUGAGCACUUCUUUCAGUCUGGCCAGGUACAGGAAACAUAAGACAUAACACAUCCUGCCGGUGACUCCUAUCUAGUGCCCCCCCCACCCGGUCCGUUGCGCCCUAAGGCGGACGCUUGUGCCGCCUUAUGGACGCGCCAGCCCACCCAUGCAUUAUCGGUAUUGCCGGUGAUUAUCAGCCAAUACGGAUACUUACAAAAACAUCGGAAUAUCAGCCGAUAAUAUCGGCAAAACCGAUAACCGGUCGAUCCCUACUCUUAAUUAUCUUAGAGUAUUAAUGUUAUCUUAGCCAAUCACAAUGCUUUCCCAUUGGAUUGGCUAAGAUUGUCAAUUCUGUAAUCUCAGCCAAGGAGGUGGACGGGAGGGGCGGAACCAAACAAUCAAUGCAUUUCUAUGAGGAAAGUUCAGUGUCUCCCAGCAGAGGGUAGAGACACUGAAUGGCAGUGUUCACCCCCAUUCUUAUUUCUUGACAAGUUGUGAUCUGGACUUUAAGUCUUUUUCUUAUUCACCGUGAGAUGAAAGCCUCUGUAUUGUUAGCACAUACUAAUUUAUAACUGGACAGAAUCAGCAAAAUCUAUUUGUUUACUGUCUUAGUUAAAGUGGUUUAUGUCGUAAAUUGAAUUAGACCAUUGUAUAAAAAGACAUUUGGGUUUCAACAACUUUUUCUCAAUGUCAGAAAAACAUUAUACCACUAUUUGGUUUUAAACAGCUACAAAAAGACUGAUGUUGUUUUUCUUAAUAUUCAUGUUUUCUUAGCAUAAUAUGUCUGACAGCAUGUAUGCUUUUGCAUUGAGGAUCAGUGUGAAUGCUGAGUUGAAAUUAUGCGGUGGGUCAGAGUGCAUAUAUAAAAAUGUAUUAGGUUAGUGUGUAUGUGUAUAUUUGUGUGAAGUGCAGCAGUGUGUCAAUUCUUUGUUGUUUUGUUGAAGGAUCAGUGUGUAUGUUCCUGUGUAUUAUUAUAGGGUUAGUGUGUGUGUGUGUGUAUUAGCAUUGAGAAACACUGUAUGUUAGAAUGUAGUGGUGUAGUUGGAUGGUCAGUGUGUGUGUGAGUCCAUGCAGGUCUAUAUUUACGUGGAUGGUUACACUGUGUGAGUGCAACGAUGUAUGCGGGAUCAUUAUAUGUAUGAGAAGGACCAGUGUGGAUUUUGUUCCUGUGUAUGUGCUAUCAGGUUGUGUAAAAGUUGGACUUUAUUUGUGUGGAGUGUCAAUGGGUGUAUGUAAGUGCAGAGAUAUAUUUGUAAAGGAGUGCCUUUGUUUUUGGGAAUACAGCAAUUUAUUUAUGCACUGUGUCAGAGUGUUUGAAUUCAGGGAUGUGUUUGUAUGGUAGCUCUUGUGUGAAAUGCACAGAUGUCUUUGAAUGGAGUGUCUGAGGGUGAGUGGCCUAGUCUAUUUUUGUGUCACUUACUAUUUCCCCACAAGUGUCCCUAGCUUUCCAACUCUGUGCAGGACAACUCUGCUCCCAUGCCAUUUCAGUGACCUCCUGCCAUUUUAAUAGUUCUUACCCAAAAUGUAUUUGCACCCUUUCUUGUGAUUACCCUUCCAACCGGAGAGGACUCAUUCUUUGUGUAUAAUGACGUCUACUACUAGAUGGGCUGCUGGUAGUGUUCUUCAGCCCAGCUAAAAAACGUGAAACACCUCCGUGUCAUAUAAAGUUUCUCUUUCUCCCUAACACGCCUUUUCUUUUUCCUGUUUGCUUGUACUGUUAGGGUUCGAUAACAUGGCAUUAAGAGCCUGUGGUUUGAUCAUCUUCAGGAAGAUUAAAUCAGGAAUCCCAGCUUGUAACAUGAAUGAUAUCGAAUUUCUUCUUCUGCAGACUUCCUAUGGCAUCCACCACUGGACCCCUCCCAAAGGUGACCUUGAUGUGUUAAGGACUUGAAUUAAUUAUAUCCAUUUCUAGACAUAUCUCUGCAGCAUUUAUGAAUGAUAGAUCUGUUUUUCCCUCAUCUACACCUUCUAAAAGUUAUUUACAUUUUGUCAAUAUACACAUACUGUAUCACUUUCACCUGCCCUAGGUCCAGCAGGACAGUACAUUGGUGGAGCUUUGUUGUGUUGACACGUUUGCAUCCAUUUUUCAGUUGAUUUUUGGCACAAUUUACCCAGAUUUCUUUUUCCAUCUGUUGCUUCUAUUGCACCAUACCCAUCAUUUUUGAAUAUACAUAUUUUUUCCAGCAACAGAUUUAUAAAUUUUUCCAAAAGUAGAGUGAUGGAAUUUUUCCAGCCUUUAUGAAUGUAACGGACCGUUUUGCACACAAGAGGUUAAAAACCGGUUAGGCGAUAUUCCCCUUUCCAGAUGCACGGACAGCUACUGCAAGCACCAAUCUCCCGAGCUGCAAACUACACAAAUCCUCCAACUCCCGAACCGGAAACACACGAAUACUGGAAACAGCCGAACAGGAAAAGCAUACAAUCAGCUUACACUCCUGGCAAUCGGCAUACAAUCCAAUUCCCCCCAAGAACGAGACGACACUUCGUUUUGAGGGUCAAGCAGAAUCUGGUUUACUGGGGCUACCUGUCCGGCUUUUAUGCAGGUCUCACCUAGGGGACAAGAUGGAAGACUGGGACACAAAGGGUGAAAGGACCAAUCACAGACUUACACAUUUCAACAAUCCCACAAUGCAUCACAAUCCCUCCUCUCUGGCCUGGAGAUAAUUGGGAAGUAAUCCAAUUAUCUCCAAGGACAGAGGCAAAACUCCAUUACACAAAUUUUCAGUAAAAAGACAUAAAAUUACAUACGGUUACCUUUAUCACAUAAAACACACACAUUCUACAUAUCCCCAGAUAGCUUAGAUCUGAGCACAUUAUUACCGAAUGGCGCUCAGAUCACAUACAUACAGUUUAAUCACCAUGGAGCCAAAGUCUUUUCCAUAGUCUUUCGUUUCACGAAUAGGCUCCAUGGCAUAGCUAUCUGGGGUGAUGCUGUUCAUACGGUCAAACUACCGAAUGAACAGUCAUUCAGUUCCAUUACCGAAUGCAGAGGUAAGGAGGCUAACGGCUCAGCGGUGUUCGCGCAAACAAGUGUCCGUUUCCAGUUCCAUUGUUUGGGCGCUGAACACCACUGGCCAUUCAGAAGUUAAAAUGGCCGCUGCCACGUUUUCCGCAAACGAACAAAGGCCACCCAGCGUUCGUCAAUUAAGCUGCGGUUAACUGCAGCUUCUGGGUCGUCAAUUGACGGCACACUCCAGUUCCCAGGUGGUCGAUCGUUCGGUACUUUGUUCGGUAGAUUGAAUCUACCGAACACCCCGGCAGAAAGGCACUAAUACGCCUUUCUGCAGGGAAAAUCAAAAGUUUUAAAUGCCUGGCCAUAGUCUAAAGGGAGCAGGCGAGCAACCAGGCUUCUCCAGUGGACAGUGGCAAGGCUGGUUCUGCCACAAUGAAUAUGGCAAUCUUUUGCAAUGGAAAUUUCUGGCUGAACUGGUGUAAUUUACUGUAAAGAAUUCCAACAAUUUUUAGAUUAUUAUUAAUAAAUACCAUCAAUAUAAUGAUGUAAUUUAACCAUAACAUUUCAGAACACUUUGAUAAAUCUCCCCCAAUUGUCUCACAAUUUUCCCCAACUACCAGAGAAGUCUGAAUUGAGAAGUGCAGGAUAUAAAUCAAAUAUAUUUGCCCAGAUUUAGAAGAAAAACAUCUACGCAUGGGCUUAUUCAAUAAAGUAUAAAUUGCUUGGAAAUCAAAGUGUCUAAAAUAGUCAAACUAAAUUUUCGUUCAGAUUUGCUGUUCCCAAAAUUUUAACUUUAGUGAAUAAUCAAGUAAUGCAGUUGUAGAAAGUGUUGUCAAUACAUUUUGACUUACCGUAUAUUUAUUAUAAGAAGACUGCUCUUAAAGAAUAUAUUUUUUUUAUUUUUGUAAGUGCUGUUUCUCUUUCAGAUUCAGAACUGCCCACACUUGCAUUUUGCACACAUUCAUUUAAAGUGCCACACAGAUUAAAGUUUGAAACUUAAUCUUAGGGCGCUGCUACAUGACUUGUUCCAUAAAUAACUGUAUUAGCAGUUUUCUGUGGUCUGUCUAAUAAGCAUAAUUUUCCAUGACAUAUCGUGCCACUUACUACAGCCAAAAUGGUAGCAAUCUAGCUCUCUGAGCUGGUUAUCAUGUAGGAAUAAGUAACUGGAGGAAAGCAAGUCACUGUGUGCUCAAUCCCUAGUAGCAAAAUUGAUAUUUAUCUAAAUGUUCUUUAUUACAGCAAUUGAGCCAAUAUAGAGCCAGUAGUUUUGGUUAUAGUAAAUGACUGGCACUAGUACUGGUGAAUAAUAGCAAAUUACUGGAGAUAGUAGUUUUGGUUAUAGCAAAUUACUGGAGACAGUAGUUUUGGUUAUAGCAAAUUACUGGAGACAGUAGUUUUGGUUAUAGCAAAUUACUGGAGAGAGUAGUUUUGGUUAUAGCAAAUUACUGGAGAUAGUAGUUUUGGUUAUAGCAAAUUACUGGAGAGAGUAGUUUUGGUUAUAGCAAAUUACUGAAGAGUAGUUUUGGUUAUAGCAAAUUACUGAAGAGUAGUUUUGGUUAUAGCAAAUUACUGAAGAGUAGUUUUGGUUAUAGCAAAUUGCUGGAGAGAGUAGUUUUGGUUAUAGCAAAUUACUGAAGAGUAGUUUUGGUUAUAGCAAAUUACUGAAGAGUAGUUUUGGUUAUAGCAAAUUACUGAAGAGUAGUUUUGGUUAUAGCAAAUUGCUGGAGAGAGUAGUUUUGGUUAUAGCAAAUUGCUGGAGAGAGUAGUUUUGAAAACUAAAAUGUAAAAUUUAGGUAAAAGUAGUUGAUUUGGAAAUAAUCUCCAACCAAACUAUAUUUACAGCCAGGCUAUUUUAGCAUGAACAUUGCUGUUCAGUAUUGACUGCAGUACAUUUCACUUAUUAGUUAAAGUAAGUGAAGUUUGCUGAGUCUGGCAUAUUUGCGACAGUUUAUAAAGGUGCCAAUUUCAAUAAAAUCAACACUUUUAUAAUUGGGAGCGGCAUCAUUUCCUUGACUGUGUUCCACAGAUAUAACAGAAGCAGCAGGUGUGCUAAGCUAAAGUGUGCCUGCCUGCCUGACUUCCUCAAUUCUCAAUGCGUUGUAAUAGAGUUCUUUAAGAAACCUUGGAAAGAUGCAAUUGUGUGCGCAUGCUCCCUGCGCCAGCACAGAAGCUUCUCAAUGAGAUUGGUGUAUUCCACAGCACAGACUGAAACGGGAGGGCUGCAGCUUUUGCAAGCUAUUCAUAUAAACCAAAGAAAACAUGCAAAAAAUAUACAUGCAUGUUUCCUUUAGGGUUUUUUCUACAAAAUUGUAAAAAAAACAAAAAACAAAUUUGAGUAAUGCAAUGCGAAGAAAAUCCUGACCUGGAUAUUGACCAACCAUAUCCCCAAAAUAAAAGUGAAGUGGUGAAAGACAGAACCACACAUAACUGCCAGUAGUGACACAAAUUACUGAAUGGUGUGUUAGCCUGGGUGACAAAACUGUCUGUACAUCUUCAAAGGAUAUUGUAUUCUUUAAUAAGAAGUACCGUAGUAUUCUGGCUGGAUGUUUUAUGUAGCACCACCUAAUGGUUGAAGGCUGUCUUGCAUUAGUUAUGAGUACUGCCUGCACAUUCUCUCAGUUCUAUUUUCACAUGUUUAGAGGGUAAUUGCAGACUGAAAGCAAUUGGUUUUCACUGACCGAUUUCUUCUUUGCACACACCACGCACACAUUUUGACCCGUUUUAUUUUGUUUACCGUUGUAAUGAUAACUGAGCAUCGUUGGAAAUUUUGAUGACAGUUGUUGGCAGUGUACUAAUGAGCAGUUAGAGCAUUUGCAGUCUACUAUAUGUCCCCAAUUUUUUUCCAGACACCUAGCACAUAAACCUUAAGGGACUGUGCCCAAAGACUCUUUUCACCAUAGCCACUGAACUAAGCUGUAAUGGUUAUAGUUCUUAGAGUGUCCCUUUAAGCAGUAAGGAGGCGUUACAUCUAUUGAAUCACUGCAUUCUUAAUCUAAAAUAUGAACUAAAUAGGUUUGGACUUUACCCAAAGCUUACACAUCGUUGUGUUUUUAGGUCAUGUGGACCCCGGAGAAGAUGAUCUGACCACAGCCCUGCGAGAGACGGAGGAGGAGGCUGGGCUGAACUCCAGCCAGUUCAACAUUGUGGACGGCUUCAGGAAAGAAUUAAAUUACAAUGUUAACGAGAAGCCCAAAACUGUCAUUUACUGGCUGGCGGAACUGAAAGACUUUAAUACAGAGGUUAAACUCUCUGAUGAACACCAAGAUUUCCGCUGGCUGUCUCUCCCUGAAGCGUGUAAAUAUGCAGGGUACAAAGAUUUGCAGGACACUCUGAAAGAGGCAAAUGAGUUCCUUCACUCUCGCUCGGGGUAA
This is a messenger RNA of Pelobates cultripes (western spadefoot toad), 13218 nucleotides long. Lineage: Eukaryota; Metazoa; Chordata; Amphibia; Anura; Pelobatidae. The record is from the annotation of a GenBank genome assembly.